AUGAACGGAAUAGUACAACAAAAAAUAUUUGUUUCAAGAUAUUUAUUCAAAAAUGUAAACCAUUUUAUGAAAAGAAUGUCUUCACAUUUUACAUUUUUCCCAGAUGAACACAGGCCCAUAGAGGGUGAUACAACAAAAAUGAAUAUGAUGCAGGCAAUCAAUAAUGCCAUGGAUAUUACUUUAAAGACAGAUUCAAGUGCAGUUUUGUUUGGUGAGGAUGUAGCCUUUGGAGGAGUCUUCAGAUGUGCCCUUGGCCUUCAGGAAAAAUAUGGCAAUGAUCGAGUAUUCAACACACCUUUAUGUGAGCAAGGUAUAGCUGGCUUUGGUAUUGGAUUGGCCACAGCAGGUGCCACAGCAAUUGCUGAAAUACAAUUUGCUGAUUACAUUUUCCCAGCUUUCGAUCAGCUUGUAAAUGAAGCGGCGAAGUGUAGGUACCGCUCUGGAGGCCAGUUUGACUGUGGGGGCCUAACAGUCCGAGCUCCCUGUGGAGCAGUGGGGCACGGGGGUUUGUACCACUCACAGAGCCCUGAGGCCUUCUUUUCUCAUGCACCAGGUCUAAAGGUGGUAGUCCCCAGAGGCCCAAUUUCAGCAAAAGGUCUCCUCUUAUCCUGCCUCAAGGAGAGAGAUCCUUGUGUGUUUCUCGAACCGAAGAUCUUGUACCGAGCAGCCGCCGAAGAAGUGCCCACGGACAGCUACGAAAUACCUCUGGGAAAAGCACAAGUUUUAAGAGAAGGUGAUGCAGCAACCCUAAUAGGCUGGGGCACCCAAGUGCACGUACUUCUAGAAGUGGCCCAAAAAGCACAAGAGACGUUAGGAAUCAGCUGCGAGGUCAUCGACCUCAUGUCUAUACUACCUUGGGAUGAAGAAACCGUUUGUAAUUCCGUGAAGAAAACGGGCAGAUGUCUGGUGGCUCACGAAGCGCCCUUGACAAGUGGAUUUGGCGCCGAAUUAGCUGCUACUGUACAGUCGGAAUGUUUCCUGCACCUGGAAGCCCCAGUGGCUCGAGUGACAGGAUGGGACGCGCCCUUCCCUCACGUUUUCGAGCCUUUCUAUCUUCCCGACAAGAUGCGCUGUCUCAGCGCACUGGAGAAGCUGCUUAAUUAUUAG
Pieris macdunnoughi is the source of this 1107-nucleotide messenger RNA. NCBI's taxonomy places the organism in Eukaryota, Metazoa, Arthropoda, Insecta, Lepidoptera, Pieridae. The record is from the annotation of a GenBank genome assembly.